UACCCGUAAUAUCACAUGACUUCAUCAAGAUGGCAGACGACGAAGCGACCACGACAAAAGUGUUUGGACUCCUCAAUGGCAUUGCAAAGCGAGAUUAUCUUGGGAUAGGAGAUAUAACUGAUGAAUAUAUGAAAGAAGAGCUAUUUGCAGAUCGUUCAGAUGAAGAAUUUACGGCUUUGGUCACCAAAUGCAAGAGCCUGAUCAAGAAUGUUGUCUCUAUUGAUAUGGAUUUCAACCAACUGGAAGCUUUUUUAACUUCACAAAUGAGAAAGAGAGAAGGUGCAAUAUCUCAGGCACAAGCAACAGCUUUCACAAAGUUCUGGAGGAGUAAUAGGUCUAAAAUACAUGAAAAAGUGGUUUCACAGUCAACGUUUGGAAAUACGCUGAAGGAUGUGAGCUGGAGAAUUGAUAUUAAGAGCCAAGCCAAACACAUAGACCAAAUCAACAUGCCAACAGCUAUUGUAGAACUCAAACUGGCAGACAGUAGUCAUUUAAAUAAGGAUCCUGAGCAUCUACGGUUUGAAAUGGAUGAGAAUCAACUCAACCAAGUUAUUGGAAAUUUGGAGGAGAUAGAGAAACAAAUCAUUGCUCACUGUCAGUAGAUGUCAGUCUUGCCAGUUCCUAACAAUAUGAACAUUGUAUUAUUUGAAGACUUAUUUUAUAUGCUUCAACUGUAUCAUGGGUAAUUAUAUGUUUUAUUGAACAAAAUAACAAUGGUAUCAUGUAUAGUCUUACAAUUGAGCAUAAGUGAUUAGUAAGGAGCAUGGAAAUGCCUUGAAUACUUUAUAUUCUAAUCUAAUAAGUUCCAACUAGCUAGUAUUUUAUAUAUAUAUAAAAUAUGAAAUUCAGUUUUUAUUCAGGAGUGAAGCAGUAUAAUAAACCAAGGCAUGAGCCAUGAACCAACUUUCAGCCUUUGUAAAUCUGGUCAUUUUGUAAAUUGCAACAGGACUGCAUUUACCCUAGAAUGCUACAAAUCUGAGCAAAUGCAUUAAAGGUAAAGACCCGUUUUGGAAAC
This is a messenger RNA of Strongylocentrotus purpuratus (purple sea urchin), 1015 nucleotides long. It is a transcript of the gene commd1, whose product is annotated as COMM domain-containing protein 1. Bases 30 to 602 code for a protein of 190 amino acids. The transcript has 4 exons. The record is from RefSeq and is a predicted model, not a curated record. Gene Ontology annotation, biological process: negative regulation of sodium ion transmembrane transport; regulation of proteasomal ubiquitin-dependent protein catabolic process; copper ion homeostasis. Lineage: Eukaryota; Metazoa; Echinodermata; Echinoidea; Camarodonta; Strongylocentrotidae. Gene Ontology annotation, cellular component: endosome.